UAUUAUUAAUUUAAUCCACUAAUUAUAGAAACAAAUUAUUAUCAUUCAGUCAUUUUCAGUCCUCCAGCCUAACCAGAGAUAAAUAGCAGAAUGAGGUGUCCUCUACUAGUACUAGUAGUCGUCUUCCUUACAUUAGCUCAAUCUCAGCUCAACAAUGGAACGCAGGAGGAGGAAACAGGACUAAUUGUAUCAUCAGGAUUAGUGAAACGAUCCGGCAUUCGAACUCUGACAAGAAGGAGACGAAACAGAAGAGGCCACAAGAUUGCAAAAAAUAAGAAGAAAAAGAAACAGUUUGGUUCUUGCGAUUAUGUUCGAUUAUCUGGACUAGAUAAGUGCAAAAAUGGUGAACAAGCAUUGCUGAAAAGUAAACUUCUGUUCCUAAAGGUGGAUCAAGUAGAUAUUGCUACAUUUUCAAAAAACCCAAACCAGUUUAUGAAAUGCUCAACUGUUAGAGAUAAAACAGCUGAACUAAAGUGCAAGUCUGUGAAAAAUCUGGAUAAAAUGCUUCUCUCGGACUCAGGAGGCUCGGGUAACUUUUUUCUUCAACUUUUAGAAACUAAAUAAAUAAACAUUAAUAAAAACAACACGAAUCUUUAGCACUUUUGGAAUACAAUAGGAAUAGGGGGGGUGGGGGGGCAGAAUAAAGAUGCAGAACAGUAUCUGAACAAUGCUGAAAAAUGUUGGAAAAUGUAAAAAUGCUUUACGGCGAACUGGAACUACAUCCUCAACUCCUGGGAAGAAAGAUUAAGGUAGAUUCAUAAACUUCAAGGUUUAAAAAAAUGAAACGGGUUCAUUUUUUUUAAUUAAGCGAAUCUGACAAUCUUUGAAAGUAAAAAUAUCGAUAAUUUCUGUCAAAAUAAUUAUAACAUUGUUUUCAGAAAACCUGGGAUAUUUGAUUUUGCAUCUAUUUUUUGAGGUUAUUAAAGAAAUUUACAGUUUGAAAAAUAUGUGUUGGUUUUCUAAUUAAUUCACAACAGUUUCAAUAAUUAGGCUAUAUAUAUAUAUAUAUCUGUUGACCAUAAAUCUAUCCUCUCCACUCUCACGUCAUGUCGUCUUUACCAGCCCAAAUCCAAACCAAACAAUUUCUCCCACUCUACCUCCCUACCCAUACUAAGGAAAAUCGAAAUAGUGAAAAGUUUUACUAAGUGAAAGAUCAAAUCCAUAAAUAACUGAGAAAUCAAUAGUUAAUUCCACUUAAAAAAAAACAAUAUUGUGUGUACUUUCUAAGGCCCGAGGGAGCAACCCUAUUAAACGGAUAUAAGGAACGGGUGAAAGUCAUGAAAGAAUAUCCAGUUUCUUAUUUCUAAUUAUAAUUCAACAACUUUUUCAUGUUCACUGUAUAAUAUGGUAAAAUCGAAGUUGGGAACCUAAUACUUGCUGCUUCAGAAGGAAAUACACAGAAACAGAAUUCAAGAUUAGACGGCACAGUUCCCUAUAAUGUAUGUUUAUUUAGCUAAUGUUUUAUUUAAAUUAUAUAUUAUAUAACUCA
This is a messenger RNA of Eurytemora carolleeae, 1489 nucleotides long. RefSeq lists its product as uncharacterized. The transcript is spliced from 6 exons. Lineage: Eukaryota; Metazoa; Arthropoda; Copepoda; Calanoida; Temoridae. The record is from RefSeq and is a predicted model, not a curated record. Bases 91 to 564 code for a protein of 157 amino acids.